CUCAAGUUGUCUUACCAAAAGAUUGUCAAGGCAACAAAUUUUGUGAAAUAAUGAAAAUGAUUGUAGGGCCGACAAUAAAGUGGUAUAUCACUGGCCAGUUUGAAUGGAAGAAGAUCCGAGUCGCUACAGGUUUCGCUAAUGUUCGAAUCUACGAUGGAUUGUAAUUUCACAAGUUGGAGCUAUACGUCGAGGCCGAUUGGAACGAUUCAGCUAAACACGUCAAAAUUGGGUUCCGUGCAGAUAUCAAAGUACCAGUGAACGGCGACAUCUAUCGUGACGGAAUCAGAGCGCCUAACAGCGAACUGUUUCUGUUCGGUGUGUUGGAAUAUGAUUUCCAGGAACAGGUGGUGGGCGGAAAAUUUGGCAUGCGUGGAAUUUGGCGCAGGGCAUUCUUUAUACCGUUCGUUGGCAUUGGAAAUAUUUUUCUUGGGUUGACGUAUAAGGUUGGAGCACCAAUUCCUAUCACUGGUGUGCAGUUUGGAAUGCGAAUCGAGUUUGGAUAUGAUUGCCUAAUACCAGCAGACUUCAAUAAUGACGGGCAUUGUUUUGGUGGCAGCGGUUACUUCGGCGUCGGCGCACCUCAGUUCUUCUAUGCUGACAUGACAGCGUUGACUCUUGGGAAAAUCAUCCGUCUCUUGGGAUUCACCUUCCCUCUCCCGCCUCCCAUAGCACAAACUGGCUUCCCAGAAGGCGCAGCGGGCUCAUACGCAGAUGCUGCUUUUGAUUUACGUAUCGCUGGUGGUCCGUAUAUUCUAAAGGGCUUUAUGAUCAAAGGGAGACUCAAUAUUUUGGGUUGGUCAAUUUUUGCCCACGUCAAGUUAUCAGACGAAGCAAUUUUUGCUGACAUAAAACCAGAUCCAGUAAAGAUUUUGGACCUUGCAACAAUCGUUCGCAGUCCCUCGGAGCAGGAUAUAGGACCUUGGUUUUAUGUGGAUGCCAGGAAAAGUCCACCCUUUAUUGAGACAUAUAUCGAAGGAUAUAUAAACCUAUUGGGAAUUUCAACGUACUGUCGGCUGAACUUAACCAUGACCCAGUUUGAGCUGCUGAUUCAGGGAAAUUUCUUGAAUCUCAUCAAAGCUGAAUUGUUCAUAUCUGCAAGUUACAGUUUGACCUUUAUAGGUGCCCAGUUCUACGUUAGAGUCACUGUUGACUUGGACGGGAUCAAUAAUGCUUUAGAUGCCGCGGCCGAAGCAGUGAAAAGUGCAUUUGAUGAGGCACAGAGGAAACUUCGCGCUGCGAGAGAUGACGUCAUUCGGGAAAAAGAAAACUGUAAACGAAAGCUGACUCUUGAGUGUGAUAACUGCAAAAAACUCAAGUGUGCCCAAGCGGAACGCGAUUGCAAAGGAUUCUUGGAUAAGGCUGGAAAAUGGCUCGGUGGCGUUAUAGAUAAAGCUGGAAGAUGGUUCGCAGGGACUUUUAAGAAGAUUGGAAAAUUUUUUGCACCGGUUGGAAAAGCUUUCAAGAAGUUUUUCAAAGGCUGGAAAAAGAGACGAGAAAUACGAGACAUGCGCAAUGAGAACUUUGCCCUUCACAUUCGGAAGCGCCGAUUCAUCAGCAAAAUUAUAUGCGAAGGUAUUGUGGGCGGUGGAUGUUCUGCCGUGUCUCACCUUUGCUAUGGAUCAUGCAACUUCAUCAACCAUAUCGGCCAAGGUCUGUGUAACGUGCUCGACGUAGCGGUUGAAUUUCUGAAGUUAACCGAGAGGGCUACCAAUUGGCAAUCAGCCACAGACGACAGACGCGGAGCCUGUUUGUACGUGGACUCUAAAAAUGACGGCGCUCUUAUCAAAGUAACAGGCUGCAAUGACACUGACGCAAAACAGAACUGGGCUUACACUCUUAAAGGACAGAUUAUGAACUCAUUUUCCAAGUUGUGCAUUGAUUCAAACGGAGCCUCCACGGGCUCGAAACUGAUACAGAGUAAGUGCGAUCCUUCUAAAGAUGAUCAAAGCUUCCAAUGUGACUUGACUGUUCGAACUCUCAAAAGGCGAAGAUCUGAUCAAUGUUGGACAGUUGGUAAGACGAGCUUAAAUGGUGCUGGCUCUCUCGUUCAUCUUGGUUCACUGAAGUGUAUUCAUCCUCAAGGGGGAGGGAACAAUGUAGCUGAGGGCAACAAGUUGGUUAUUUAG
Messenger RNA from Stylophora pistillata, 2126 nucleotides. RefSeq lists its product as uncharacterized. NCBI's taxonomy places the organism in Eukaryota, Metazoa, Cnidaria, Anthozoa, Scleractinia, Pocilloporidae. Gene Ontology annotation, molecular function: calcium ion binding. The record is from RefSeq and is a predicted model, not a curated record.